Messenger RNA from Poeciliopsis prolifica (blackstripe livebearer), 1040 nucleotides. Its product is annotated as laminin subunit alpha-3-like. The coding region runs from base 99 to 1040 and encodes 313 amino acids. The record is from RefSeq and is a predicted model, not a curated record. Gene Ontology annotation, cellular component: basement membrane. Gene Ontology annotation, biological process: axon guidance. Gene Ontology annotation, molecular function: extracellular matrix structural constituent. The transcript has 8 exons. NCBI's taxonomy places the organism in Eukaryota, Metazoa, Chordata, Actinopteri, Cyprinodontiformes, Poeciliidae.
CUUCCGCGGUGAGUACCCUGCAGUAUAGAGACACAUUGCUCUUAAGAGGAAGGAUUUCUCCACAGCUCGCCUAAUGAGAAGAAGCUGAAAGACAAAUAAUGAAUCAGAAAGCGUCUUUGCUUUGGUUUGCCCUGUGGUUGUUUCUCUCUUUUGCUCCAGUUUGCCUUCCUGCUCAGAACAACUCAAAAGGCUGGCACGACAGAGACACUCAGAGGCUCUGGAAUGAACGUGGCACCAAAAAGCUCUGUGAUCCCUCCGUCAGCGACCAGACGGCAGGUGCUGUCCCAGAGUGCACCCCUGGCUUCUACAGAGAACAGACAGGACCAAGUAAGGGACGCUGUGUGCCAUGCCGCUGCAACGGACUCUCUGAUUUGUGCGAAGCACAAACAGGGAACUGCAUGAACUGCCGGUUUGACGCCGCGGGGGAUCGGUGUGAGCGGUGCAGGGAGGGCUUCUACGGACACGCAGUCAACAGGACCUGCCGGGCCUGUCCCUCCACACGCAACAAUUUUGCAGUAGCCUGCCUCGACGUCAGCCCGGGAGUUGUUGAAUGUUUGUGUAAAAGAGGCUACAGAGGAGCUCGCUGCGAGAGGUGUGCAUCUGGCUACUAUGGUAAUCCCAUGGUGCUUGGAGACGUCUGCAAACCCUGCAACUGCACAGACAGCAGCUUAAGCGUCUGUGACUCUCUGACUGGAGAGUGCGCCGCGGGGGCCAACAGCAGCGGUGAUGAUCCCUGCCACAAAAGUGACGGCUGCGCUCGCGCUCUGCUGAUGGACUUGGAGAAAGUGGACGGCGGACUGGUUCUGCUGCGUCAGCUGGUGCUGAACAUUACCACCGGCCUGAGCCUGCUGGAGGCCGACGCCUCGCAAACAAAGCUUCAUCGGGUCGAUGGAGACAGCGGCGCUGUGAGGUGGCUGGAGCCAGACGUGGAGCAGCUGGAGGCAGACAUCGAUCUGGUCGGAAAUGACCUGACUCGCCAAGACAGCGAGGUACCAGUGGAGACAUUUGGCGAUCAGAACAGGAACAUGUGCCAAAUGUAG